This is a messenger RNA of Podarcis lilfordi (Lilford's wall lizard), 474 nucleotides long. The record is from the annotation of a GenBank genome assembly. NCBI's taxonomy places the organism in Eukaryota, Metazoa, Chordata, Lepidosauria, Squamata, Lacertidae.
AUGCGCCUUCCCCCUCCCGCCGCAGCAGCAGCAGGCCCGGGCUGGCCAAUGAAGAGGGAUGCACCUGCAGAGCCGCUGAGCUGGUGCAAUUCUCUGCGCCUCAACACCACCGCCGUCCCCCCCCCCCGCCUCCUCCACUCCGGCAAGGAGCUGCUGCAAUGGAAGAGCCGCACAGGAGCGCAUGCACUCCCGUCUGCUGCGGGGGCUCCGCACAGAGGCAUUGCAGCUAGAUCGGAUUCUGCCACGUCAGCCAAUAGCCGCCGCCAACCUGAUCUCAACUUGGUGCUAGUCCGCGCCGUUCUCCUGAGCCGCCGACCACCUCGAAUUGAGGUCAUCGACUUCCAACCUCAGAGAGGCAUUCUGAAUCACGUGCUCGCUAAUGGACUGCUUCCCUCCCUCAGGGACAUGGCAAUGGAUUCAGUAGACUGGUGGAUACUGGGGGGUGGGGGUGGGGAUAGGUGGAGAAUGACUUAA